This is a messenger RNA of Cuscuta epithymum, 5829 nucleotides long. The record is from the annotation of a GenBank genome assembly. Lineage: Eukaryota; Viridiplantae; Streptophyta; Magnoliopsida; Solanales; Convolvulaceae.
UUCGGAUGAACAUCAUCCCUCGAAAGAUUGCUCUCCCAUUACACAUAACCACUUAAUUCCCAGUGUACAGACUACAGAUAAGCCUAUUAUCUCGUUUCUUUCAGCCAUGGAGUCAUUGUUAGUUUUCUAAAUGUUUGCUCUGUAAGUUUAUCUCUGGCUUUCAGCUAAGUGAUUGAAUCCAAGCAUUCGAUCUUUUGAAGUUCAUUUUAAAAUAUGGCUGUGGUUGUACUUCAUUCCUCAAGGUUCUUUUGCGCUUAUUACGAUUGUAUAUCCGUAGCGGAGACUACUCCAGGUAAUAAUAGCUUCCUGUCAAUGUGUGUUUCCAUGAGUAAUGGAAGAGCUGGCUGCAGAAAGUUUAAAGCUUUGAAGGUUUUCGAGCCUAGUUCUGUAGGCAAUUGGAAGAAAACUGAAAAUGAGGGUGUCUUCCAGAACCAGAAUGAGACGAACUCUUCGGCUGAGAAUCUAAGGAGUGGUGUUUCCUCGGAAGAAGUGUUUGAGAUCCUGAAGUCGUUAUCAAAUCCGAGCCAGGCUUUUUCUAUGUUUAUGUCUGUUGUUAAACUGCCUAGGGUGAUUCAUACCACAGAAACCUGUAAUUACAUGCUUGAGCUUUUGAAGAUUCAUGGGAGGGUCAAUGAUAUGGCUACAGUGUUUGAUGUAAUGCAAAAACAGAUCAUAUGUAGGAAUAUUGAGACCUAUUUGACUAUAUUUAAAGGUCUUCACAUUAGGGGAGGGUUAAGACAAACACCAUUUGCUCUAGAGGGGAUGAGAAGAGCAGGUUUUAUUUUAAAUGCCUAUUCCUAUAAUGGAUUAAUACACUUACUGAUUCAAGCUAAAUUAACUCAGGAAGCUUUAGAAGUUUAUAGAAGAGCUGUUUCAGAAGGAAUUAAGCUGAGCCUUAAGACUUACUCGGCAUUAAUGAUUGCUUGUGGGAAAAGAAAAGACACCCUGACAGUCCUGAGUUUAUUAAACGAGAUGGAUAAUUUAGGAUUGAAACCUAACAUUUACACCUUUACCAUCUGUAUAAGAGUGCUCGGGAAAGCUGGAAAAAUCGAUGAUGCCUGUACUAUAUUGAAGAGAAUGGAAAAUGAGGGGUGCACGCCUGACGUCAUCACAUAUACAGUUCUAAUUGAUUCCCUUUGUAUUGCUGGAAAACUUGACACUGCAAAAGAAAUUUUUGCUAAAAUGAAAUCGGUUAGCCAGAAACCUGAUCGAGUCACAUAUAUCACACUGUUAGACAGGUUUAGUGACUCUGGGGACUUGGAUUCUGUGAGAGAUUUUUUUAAAAUGAUGGAAGCUGAUGGCUAUGGAGCAGAUGUUGUUACUUUUACGAUACUAAUUGAUGCAUUGUGUAAAGUUGGGAAGGCCGAUGAGGCUUUUUCCACUUUAAAUGCUAUGAAAGAGAAGGGAGUAUUACCUAAUCUUCAUACUUACAACUCACUGAUUAAUGGCCUUCUAAGAAUGAAUAAAGUGGAUGAGGCGACACGACUGUUCGAUAAUUUGGAGUCUUUUGGAAUUCAGCGUACUUGUUUCACGUAUGUCCUCUUUAUCGACUAUUAUGGAAAGGUUGGAGAUCCUGAUAAAGCACUUCAGAUGUUUGAGAAGAUGAGAGUUCAUGGGGUUGUGCCAAAUCUCGUAGCUUUCAAUGCUUCUUUGUAUAGCCUGGUAGAAUCUGGCAGGUUCAGGGAGGCUAAGAGUUUUUUUUAUGGAAUUAAAAAGAGUGGUCAAGUUCCAGAUUCUAUAACUUAUAACAUUAUGAUGAUGUGCUACAACAGUGCUGGGAAAACUGAUGAAGCCAUUCACUUGCUACAUGAGAUGAUGGAAAAUGAAUGUGAGCCUGAUGCGGUUUUAGUCAAUUCAUUGAUUGACAUGCUUUAUAAGGAUGGUCGAACUGAUGAGGCUUGGAAUUUUUUUCAUAGAAUGAAGGAUAUGAAACUUGUUCCUACGAUAGUGACUUAUAACACACUCUUGGCUGGACUUAGAAGGGAAGGUAGAGUUAAAGAGGCUUUUAAAUUAUUUGAGAGCAUGGGCAGAGAGGGAUGUUUUCCAAACACAAUAACCUAUAAUACUCUUCUGGACUGUCUUUGUAAGAACGGCGAGGUUGAUACAGCCAUGAAGAUGCUUUAUGAAAUGACAAUAAAGAACUGCAAUCCUGAUAUUUUUACCUAUAACACUGUCAUUGAUGGAUUGGCUAAAGAGAAAAGGGUCCGUGAAGCAUUUUGGCUUUUCAACCAGAUGAAGAAGAUUUUCCAGCCAGACUGUGUGACCAUUAACAUAAUUGUUUCCAGCCUUGUAAAAGAUGGCUCCGUUGAGUAUGCUGUUAAAAUUGCCGAGGAUUUUGUUUGGAAAAGGCCACAUUGGUCAAAUGAUUCUUUCUGGAGAAGUCUUUGCGAUGGAUUUGUGAAUGAAACAAGAUCAGAAUAUUCUUUGUUGUUUAUAGAAAUGCUGACAUAUAAGGGUAUCUGCAAAAGUGAAAUGAUUAUGGUAUCUUUGAUAAGGUCACUGUGUAAGAAAAAGAGAGCUCUUGAUGCUCAUCGUGUCUUUGAAAAGGUUACAAAAUCUUUUGGAAUUUGUCCAACUAUAAAAUCGUAUUAUCCUCUGAUUGAGGGGCUUAUUGAUGCUCAUCUUCCAGAGCUGGCAUGGGAUGUGUUCAGGGAGAUGAAAAAUGCAGGUUGUUCCCCAGAUGUUUUCACAUACAACGUGUUGCUCGAUCAUCUUGGGAAGUCUGGAAAUAUUGAUGAACUUUUCAAACUGUAUGAAGAAAUGCUUCACAGAGGAUGUAAGCCCAUUGCCAUAACUUACAAUAUACUUAUCUCUGGUAUGGUGAAGUUAGGUAAGUUAGAGAGAGCACUAGAUUUUUAUUAUGAUCUUGUCAGUGGUGGCUUUUCUCCCACUCCUUGUACAUAUGGUCCACUGAUAAAUGGUCUUUUGAAGGCUGAGAGGUUUGAUGAUGCAAAGAAUUUCUUUGACGAAAUGGCAAACUAUGGUUGCAAUCCUAACCCUGCCAUUUACAAUAUUCUCAUAAAUGGGUUUGGAAAGGCAGGCGAUCUGGAAACUGCCUGCCAUCUGUUUGAGAAAAUGAUCAGAGAAGGCAUUAGACCAAAUUUAAAAUCUUAUACCAUUCUUGUGGAUUGCCUUUGCUUGGCUGGAAAAGUGGAAGAUGCCAUGCACUACUUUGAGGAAUUGAAAUCCUCAGGCAUCAAUCCUGAUUUAGUUUCAUACAAUCUUAUGAUCAAUGGCCUUGGAAAGGUGGGGAAGUUCAAGGAAGCCUUAUGUCUUCUUGAUGAGAUGGGAAACAAAGGAGUCACUCCUGACCUUUAUACAUAUAAUUCUUUAAUCUUCAAUCUUGGAAUGAUUGGAAGGAUGGAAGAGGCAGGGAAACUGUAUGAAGAACUUCAGCAUCUGGGUCUUGAACCUAAUAUUUUUACAUAUAAUGCUCUAAUUAAAGGGUAUAGCUUGUCGGGUGAAACUGACCGAGCAUUUGCAGUCUAUGAAAGAAUGAUGGUUGGUGGCUGUACUCCUAACAGAGGGACAUUUGCUCAAUUACCAAAUUCAUGAGAUAAUCCCACAUUCUUCAUACGCAACUCGCGAAGCCAGAAUGUGAUGUGUAAGGGGGCUUAUCCAAUUUCAGAUAUAUCUCUAACUGGGGGUCAUAGCAGUGAUGCCAGGCAUUAAAGAUUGAAGGACCUCUUAGCAGUACUUAACGUUAAGACACGCUGCCUUGAUUCCUGGAAUUGUAUCCCUUUUCACUAUGUCAGCAGUUGUUUGAGUUAUAGAUCGAGAUGGUGGAAGGAAGAAGCAGUUCUGUUUCUGGUUCAACAGAAAAGAUUACGAAAAGCAUAACUAUGCAAGAAAGAAUGGACGAAUUACUCUCCUCCCCUUUCUCUCUCUAACACUUUCAAGCACUGCCUUCUCCAAUAACAACAUUUCAUUCCUUAUCCGGAUCGACCUGCCGGAGCUCCGACCUGUCAACUAUGGCGGAGAGAGAGGGAUGGAAUGGAGAUGAUCGGAGUGAGACUAGUGACUACACAUCGGAGGAUGAGGGGACUGAAGACUACAGGCGCGGAGGCUACCACGCUGUCCGAAUUGGAGAUACAUUUAAGCACGGGCGUUACAUAGUCCAGAGCAAGCUCGGUUGGGGUCACUUCUCCACUGUCUGGCUAGCUUGGGACACUAUAGAAUCCAAAUAUGUGGCCCUGAAAUUUCAAAAGAGUUCUCAGCAUUAUACUGAAGCAGCAAUGGAUGAAAUUACAAUACUAAAGCAAAUAGCUGAAGCGGACCCUGAUGAUACAAAGUGUGUUGUGAAGUUACUGGAUAACUUUAAACAUUCAGGCCCCAAUGGCCAACACGUUUGCAUGGUUUUUGAGUACUUGGGUGAUAAUCUGCUGACCCUCAUCAAGUAUUCAGACUAUCGAGGGAUUCCUCUUCACAAGGUGAAGGAAAUUUGUGCCCACAUUCUAGUGGGUCUAGAUUAUCUUCAUCGUGAACUCUCUAUAAUACACACAGACUUAAAGCCAGAAAACAUUUUGCUUCUGUCGAUGAUUGAUCCAGCCAAAGAUCCAAUAAAGUCUUGUGCGUCACUCAUUCUCCCAUCCAGUAAAAACAAGGUUGUCUCAGAGACGGGGUCUUCAAAGGAGAGUAGGAGCUCAAAUGGUGAUCUGACAAAAAACCAGAAGAAGAAAAUCCGGAGCAAAGCUAAGAGAGCUGCUCAAAGUUGUGCUGGAAAAGAAGCUUCUGAUGAACUGGAUCUAGAUAAUGAAGUAGGUACUCCUGAACAUUCUAAUCAUGAUGAAAAUCCAGACGGGGACUUAAAUGAUGAUCAAACUGAGUGUAAAUCCCAAGAAGACGUACCCAAUAAAACCAGCGGAAACUUAAUAGACGGGAACCAAGGAAUUCAGAAGCAUAAGAGAGGCAGCCGUUCGAUAAGGCAGAAGCUGUUAGCUGAAGUGGAACUCAAAUGCAAAUUGGUCGAUUUUGGGAAUGCAUGUUGGACUUAUAAACAGUUUACAAGCAAUAUCCAGACUAGGCAAUAUAGAUGUCCAGAAGUGAUCCUGGGUUCCAAAUAUUCAACUUCUGCAGAUCUAUGGUCCUUCGCUUGCAUUUGUUUUGAGAUGGCAACGGGAGAUGUCCUUUUUGAUCCUCAUAGUGGUGACAAUUAUGACAGAGAUGAGGAUCACUUGGCCUUAAUGAUGGAGCUUCUUGGGAUGAUGCCGCGAAAGAUUGCGUUAGGGGGGCGCUAUUCAUGGGAGUUCUUUAGUAGAUAUGGAGACUUGAGGCACAUGAGACGGUUGCGGUUCUGGCCGAUAACCAAGGUGCUCAUGGAAAAAUUUGAGUUCACUGAGAAAGAUGCAACCGAGAUGUCAGAUUUUCUUGUCCCCAUACUUGAUUUUGUACCAGAGAAAAGACCCACGGCAGCACAGUGUCUUAACCACCCAUGGCUAAUUGGAGGUCCAACCCACCCUGUGCCUUCUCGUGUAAUUAGUUCACUUCCACCAGAUGUCCCAGAGAACAGAAACAUUAUGAAGGAGAGAGAUGUGAGGGAAACAAUGGAAGUCAGGGUGGGGAAUAUGGUCAUUGAUGGAACUACUUCAAAGUUCAAAGUCAGCACCAUGGUCACUAUAGGCACCGUCUGCCAAUAAUAAUUUCACUUGACUUGUCAGUUGUCACCGUUUGUUCUAGUUAUAUAUAUGUGGAUAUCUAGUUGUAAUAAUCUGAACUAUGAUCGGUUCAUUGUUAUUGUUCUCAAUGAAAUAAAUCAAAAUUUUGCAAAUAAGACCGUAGGCAAAAUUUGUUGACAUGCAAUAUUUUUAGAAUAAUAUUUUAUUACACGAG